AUAAGGCGCCUGAGGCUCACUCUGCUAUCCAUUACUUUUCACUGCAGUGAGGCAGACUGUAAUAAUCGCUUCACAGAUACAAUCGCUAGUCUGAUGUAGGACUUCCUGGUCAGGCAGACGAUUAACACAAGAAUCAGAAAACGUAGGCUGGUUUGUCGGACUUCUCUCCGCUAACCAACAAGCAGUCUACUCACCGGGCUCCAACCUGGUCCCACCGUUAUCUCGACUGUGUUAUUUCGCAGUGGUAAACAGAGAGGGGGAUCACUAACGUCAACGCUACUCAAAUCAAAGUUAGCUAGUUAGCUAGUAAGCUAACUUCAACGCUCUAGCCAUGUCCGCUUCGGCUGGAUGCUCCCCGGCGGCUCAGAGCUCAGGCCUUGGCCCAGGUAUGUCCAUGUUUCGCUGGCUAGAAGUGCUGGAGAAAGAGUUUGACAAGGCCUUCGUGGACGUGGAUCUGCUGCUCGGAGAAAUAGAUCCAGAUCAAGUCGAUAUCACGUACGAGGGUCGGCAGAAGAUGACCAACCUAAGCUCCUGUUUCGCUCAGCUCUGUCACAAAACCCAGACGGUUUUCCAACUGAACCAUAAACUAGAGGCCCAGCUGGUGGACCUGCGCUCUGAGCUGACUGAGGCUAAGGCUGAGCGAAAAGUGACAGAAAGGGAGGUUCAUGACCAGCUCCUGCAGCUUCAUGCUCUCCAGCUACAGCUCCAUGCCAAGCAAGGCCAGGCUGAGGACUCCGACUCCAUCAAAGACAGACUGGAGCAGGAGCUCGAGGUCAGCAAGAAGGAGAAAUUAGCAGAGGCAAGGCUGGAGGCUGAAGUGAGACUAUUUAAGAAAGAAAAUGAGGCUCUUCGCAGACACAUGGCAGUACUGCAGGCCGAAGUGUACGGAGCAAGACUGGCUGCAAAAUACUUGGACAAGGAACUGGCUGGCAGGGUUCAGCAGAUCCAGUUACUGGGCCGUGACAUGAAAGGGCCAGCACAUGACAAGCUGUGGAACCAACUGGAGGCAGAGAUUCACCUUCACCGCCAUAAGACUGUCAUCCGAGCAUGUAGGGGGCGCAAUGAUCCAAAGAAACCCCUUCUCUCUCCAGUGGGGCAUGAACCAGAUUUGUUGAAGAAGAGCCAGGGAGUAGGCCCUAUCAGAAAGGUGGUGCUAGUCAAAGAUGAUCAUGAGGGGCUAGGAAUAUCCAUUACAGGUGGGAAGGAGCAUGGAGUUCCCAUUCUAAUCUCAGAGAUCCAUCCAAGUCAGCCUGCAGACAGAUGUGGAGGUUUGCAUGUUGGAGAUGCCAUCCUUUCUGUCAACAGCAUCAAUUUGCGAGAUGCCAAACACAAGGAGGCUGUCACCAUUCUGUCCCAGCAGCGAGGACAGAUAGAGUUCGAGGUGGUGUAUGUUGCUCCAGAGGUGGACAGCGAUGAUGAGAAUGUGGAGUAUGAAGACGACAGUGGCCAUCGUUACCGACUCUACCUGGAUGAACUGGAUGACAGCAGUACAGCGCCACCCAGCAGCAGCUCAGCAUCACUGCAGGCUCUGGAAAAGAUGUCCUUGAGCAAUGGAGCAGAGAACAGAGACACUGGGAUCUCCAGUGAAACGACUGCAGAGGAAACCCCUUCAAAGCCUCCUGAGACUGACUGCUCCUCGUAGAGGCUCAGCCUCGCCAUUGGUAUUUGGAUAUUUAACGAGAGGAUUGGUGGGAAAUCCCUUUCGAAGAACUGCAUCAGAGAUUUGUAUGACAAACAUGAGGACAGGGGAAAAUAAACCGAGAAUGUCUGUUUUCCCUUCGUCCUCCUGGUGUUCUGGGGCGGUGGGGUUUGGGGGUCUAGCCUGGGCAUGUGGCAAUGAUUUGGGGUAAAAGUACACUUGUUUGAAGCAGACCUUUUUUCUUGAUAUUUGUUUUAGACAUUAAUGGGAAUUGACAGGACAGCUGUAUUAGAGGAAACGUCACCAAGCUGUCAUGGAGGCACAGUGACGUCAGGGAGGAGGAGCGUAUGCAUUGAAUAGUUCUUCAUCUGGUCUUGACCACACUAUGAGGACACGUUAUGUCCUACAGGGACACGGUAGAAGCCAGGGAAUCUUUCACAGAACAGAAUAAAAACUGUCAACAACCUUCUUUAUCAUUGUAGCGAGUUCACCCAUGCUCCAUCACAUGACAUGUUCAACCAGACUGGGAAACCCUGCAGAAGAGAGCCCUGGUAGCUCACAGGGUAGAGCGUGGGUUUGAUUCCGGCACAGGGCCAUUUGCUGCAUGUCAUCCCCUCUAUCUCCCCUGCUCUUACUAUCUUUCUGUCUCUUCUAUCAGAACGAGCAGAAAUGCCAACCCAUAUCUUUAUGAAUAAAACAAAGAAAAACCCUUCAAAAUAAAUAUCAAGUAGAAAAAUGCUGUAAAUAUUGCCUGUUGUCACAGAUACACCGUAUCAAACUUUUUGAAACACAUAUAAACCUAAGCAAGGUAGAAAGGCACCUCCUAAUCCCAUCUAGAACUGCUGCCUCUAACUUUUUAGCGAAUAACCGGAGUCCUUUAAUACUCCAGUAGUAGUAGUGUGUGGUUUAUUCUUUGUUCAGUGGGUCCUUCAGAGCCAGCAUUAAGAAACCAAUCAAACGGGAGCAAGUUCUCUUCCAUCCUCUAGAUAGUUUAUUUAAAAGUGAAAAAUAGCCUCCCAAAUCCUUGAGGACAUUGUCAUUGACCUGGAAACCCCGUCCUGGUAUGAUGUCCUAUAUCGAAGGCAGUGACUGUAGGGUACAGUAGACCCGUUAUUCCGCCAUAGUUCUUUAACCUUGUUCCAUCACUAACAUUUUCUGGCAUGUUGCUGUAUGUUGAAGAUACAGGGGGGGCAAAAAUUCCAUGUGUAUGAAAUGAAUGAAAUCAUUUUUAACAAUGUAUUGGUCAAUACUGUAUUUAGUUUUAGUGUUUUUAUUCUGUCACGCCUCACAGUAUGUUAUGCAGCAGAAUACAACAAAGCACAAACUACUGUAAGUGGAUUGAGAGUGUCUGACACAGAUCCAUUACUGUGCCCAGCUCUGGUCUCUGUUGUCACCAGCGAUAGUGAGGGAACCCUGAGUACGACUCUGUGACUGUCCAGCAUUAUUGCGUCACUUUCUUUACCUGCUUUAUUUGAUUUAGCUUCCUUGGUGCUUGCUUCAUGUCUCCUAACCCUUCCCACAUCUGAUGUGCAUCUUAUAGGUAAUGUAUUACGUUUAUUUAGCCUAUAAAUAAAGUUUGGUUCCAGUUUGGUUUA
Messenger RNA from Anoplopoma fimbria (sablefish), 3234 nucleotides. It is a transcript of the gene gopc, whose product is annotated as golgi-associated PDZ and coiled-coil motif containing. Gene Ontology annotation, biological process: negative regulation of protein localization to cell surface. The coding region runs from base 332 to 1642 and encodes 436 amino acids. Lineage: Eukaryota; Metazoa; Chordata; Actinopteri; Perciformes; Anoplopomatidae. The transcript is spliced from 8 exons. The record is from RefSeq and is a predicted model, not a curated record. Gene Ontology annotation, cellular component: trans-Golgi network transport vesicle; Golgi apparatus; membrane. Gene Ontology annotation, molecular function: transmembrane transporter binding.